Messenger RNA from Perca fluviatilis (European perch), 2641 nucleotides. RefSeq names its product dynein regulatory complex subunit 4-like. Gene Ontology annotation, cellular component: motile cilium; Golgi apparatus; microtubule. Lineage: Eukaryota; Metazoa; Chordata; Actinopteri; Perciformes; Percidae. The record is from RefSeq and is a predicted model, not a curated record. Bases 358 to 2100 code for a protein of 580 amino acids. The transcript has 14 exons. Gene Ontology annotation, biological process: flagellated sperm motility. Gene Ontology annotation, molecular function: small GTPase binding; microtubule binding.
GCUUUAAAUGUAUCAAUACUUCACCUACGUACAUAUCGGAGAGGAGCUCCAGCCCAUAGCUGUCCACCUCAGGCCUGGACAGAGCUGGGACACGGCUGGGGGCUGGAGCUUGGAGCUCCUCUGGCUGUUGGUUCAAGUUAAAACCAUAGACUGUAUAUUAAUAACAGUCUAUGGUUAAAACCAACAGUUAUGUCAUCAAGGGGAGGGCUUUACAAUCUUCAAACUGCCACAAAUCCCAGAAAAAGAAUGUGACAUGGUUGCCAUGACACUGCAUCUUGUCCAAAUUCAGCCAGACUGAAUCUGUUAACCUUAAACAUUUACAUUUCACUACCAGCGUUUGUCUUUUAGCAAUAUUUCAUGAUGCCCAAGAAGACCAAAGGCAAAGGUGGGAAGCAGAAGAAGGACAAUCGGCCUAAAGAGGAGAUACCCAAGGCUCAGCCAUCCAAGAUUGAAGGCGAAACCAAAGAGACGGUUAAAGAGAAGUCGCCAGCAGUGCUGGACGGGCCUUCAAAGAACAAGGAUGAGAUGUGGGAGGAAUGUGCAAGUGUCCAAGGGGAAUUCUCUAUGGUGCUGAAACAGAAAUGGCACUUUAAGAUGGAGAAGGACAAGGCCCAAAGAUACUGGGACAACUCCAAGAGGAACCUGGAUGAGGCCAAGGCCAGUAUGAGAGAGAGGCUCAGGUUAAAACAAGAGGCCGAGAGACAUCACCAAGCAGAAAUUAAAGAGCAUGAGCAGAAGCUGAAACAAUUGGAGACUGCUCACCACAACGAGAUCUGUGAGCUGAAGGUGGCCAACAUCUCCAGGACCUCAAAGACCCAGAGGGGCCAAGUGGAGUCGGAGCUAGUGCUUCAGAAGAAAAAGAACAUUUUACAAGCGGACAUGGGAGAGAGAGAGUCCUGUAAUAAAAUCUUCAUUAGAAAGUUCAAGCAGAGACAGCAGGAUGAAUUAAAGGAACUAAAUGAUAGCUAUGAAAAGACAGUCAGAGAAAUGGAGGCCAACUAUAUCAACACGAUGAAAAUCAUGGCCAAAGAGCACAACCAAAACACCCAAACUACGCUAGAUGAGAUCGACAAGCAAAUGAAAAUGAGGAUUGUAAGUGUUGUAGCGGCGCAAAACAAAGCCUGGAGAGAUCUCAACAAGUCCGUCGCAGAUAAACAUCACGUGUGCUUGGAAAAGGAGAGGCUAGAGACAGAACUUGAAGCUGCAAAGGGAAAGGGCGAGCUACUAGACUGGAGGCUGGCAGCAGCGGUGCAGAAGAACAAAAGCAUAACCGAGUCUCUGCAGGAACUGGAGCCAAAGCUGUCUGAGAGCCGCACACAGCUGGUGAAAGAGAGAAAAGCCAUGGCCAAGAGUUUGAAGAGGGGCAAAGAAAUGAGUGCACACAUACUGAGGGAGAGACAUGAGCUGUAUUUGAAGCGCCAGCAGUUGGAGCUGAAAUAUGAACAGGUUCAGCAGGAAUACGACGAGCUGCAGAAGAGGCAGACCGAGGCCAUUCUGGAUGUGCAGCAGAAAAGCGGCCUGAAGGCCUUGGUGCUGGAGAGGAAGCUAAAGGCCAUGACAGAAAUGCAGGAGAAGGAGCAGCUCGAACUCUGGGUGGCGCUCACAUUCGGACAGGGAGACCAAACGGCUGCAAAAAACAUUAAGGAACUUUUUGUGUCCAAAGACGCCACCGUGAGGGCUUUGAAGGCUGCCGUGUCUCGAGAUUUAAAGGUGUAUGACGACAUAGUUAAGAACGCGGCAGUCUUGGGGAUCUUUGUAGACACAUGGCUCCCAAUGGGUGAAGUAACCAUGAGGAAUGCCUCGGAGCAUAGCGUUCCUCUACAAGGCAAGAACUUUGACAACUUGAUGCAGGAACUGACCGCUUUGUGCAUCUCUGGGGACGACUCGGUCCAAAAGGACUCCCUGGGACUGAACACUGUUAGCGCCAGUCCAGACAGUGAACGCCUGCAGCUCUCGGGAGCUUCUGGGUGGGUUCAGGUGCCUAUUCCCACAGAGUCUGAAGAUGGUGGUUCCUGUGUCAGUGACCAGCAGUCCAUGGUGACCCCUAGAGCUACAGACGACUCAGUGCUGGAUGAAAACGUUACACUGCCCGACUCUUGAUUGAUUCAUUAUCACCAGUAAUGCCGGGGAAACUAGUACAGUAGAAUAGUUAAGAUAUGUCCUAAAGAUGCAACCAUGAAGAAAAUCUAGAAAUGUAAACCGUAAGAUUGUACAAGAUACAAGUGAUAUCCUGCAUGUUGUGCCUGUGACACCAUUAUAAAAUAUCUCAUGCUCCUUCCAUGCAUGUAAAAACAAAGUGUGUGAUACUAAUACCUGGCUGGAGUUUACAAGACUUGUGGCUGAAUUCCUUGCAGCCCAAGAGAGGCCUUCAGAGACAUGCUGUGGGUCUAAUCUGUAAAAGUUCUUUAUUAAAGGAUAUGAGAGUACUCUUGUGGCUGAUUUACUUGCCAGGAAGCUGAAACAAUGAUUUUAGGAAAGAGGUCAGCACUACACAUAAUGUCAAAGCCAAAUAUAAAGACUUUUAGUGAUUCACAAGUUGUUUCUCUGGACCUGAGCAAUGGAAUAUUGACUAAAUGCCUCUUUGUACGCUGUUGAUAUAUUGUGAUGACACUUAAGGAAUGAUUAUUGUUGCUGUCCCUGC